This is a messenger RNA of Calidris pugnax (ruff), 10032 nucleotides long. RefSeq names its product pseudouridine 5'-phosphatase (gene PUDP). The record is from RefSeq and is a predicted model, not a curated record. Lineage: Eukaryota; Metazoa; Chordata; Aves; Charadriiformes; Scolopacidae. Gene Ontology annotation, molecular function: phosphatase activity. The transcript is spliced from 4 exons. Bases 20 to 664 code for a protein of 214 amino acids.
CACUCACCUCAUCUUUGACAUGGACGGCCUACUGCUGGAUACCGAGCGUCUCUAUACAGUAGUUUUCGAAGAGAUUUGUGGGCGUUUUGGAAAGACCUAUACCUGGGAUCUGAAAUCCUUGGUCAUGGGUAAAAAAGCCCUAGAAGGAGCACAGAUUAUUCGAGAUGUUCUAGAUCUUCCAAUAACCAAAGAAGAGUUAUUACAGGAAAGUAAAAUGAAGCAGGAGAAGAUAUUCCAUACUGCUGAAUUGAUGCCAGGGGUUGAUAAGCUGAUCCGUCAUUUACACAAACACAACAUACCCAUAGCUGUUGCCACCAGCUCAGCUGAAAUGACAUUUCAGAUGAAAACAGCCAGACACAAAGACUUCUUUGGUCUUUUUCAUCAUAUUGUGUUGGGAGAUGACCCCGAGGUGAAGAAUGGCAAGCCAGAGCCUGAUGUAUUUCUAGUCUGUGCAAAGAGAUUUCACCCUCCUGCACUUCCAGAGAAGUGUCUUGUGUUUGAAGAUGCGCCACUUGGAGUGAAAGGAGCCCUGGCAGCAGGAAUGCAAGUGGUUAUGAUUCCAGAUGAAAAAUUAAAUCCAGAUCUUAAAAAGGAGGCAACACUACUGCUGAACUCCAUGGAAGAUUUCAAACCAGAACUGUUUGGUUUACCAGCAUAUGAUUAGUGCCUAAUCUCUAUGAACAUGCACUUGACUGCAGGUUGGGAAAGUGGAAUGAAAUUUUGUUAUGGUUUUAUGAUUCUUUUGCAUCUUUUCCUCUCUUCCUCAAAACUAGAGCACAAAAAUUCUGUUAACACCAAGUCUUCUACACCGUACCUCUGAAAGUUGACUGGAAUGUUUACGAUUUGUCCUCGUGAUAACUGCUAAAUUAAAGCAGCAUUUCGUCUUGUGAAGUGAAUCCAGCCUUGUUCUCUGCUGUGGUGGGCUGUCCCUGGCUGGAUGCCAGGUGCCUGCCACAGCCACUCUUCUCAACUGGAUAGGGGAGAAAAAAUGUAACGAAAUGGGUUGAGAUAUCUCAUGGGUUGAGAUAAAGACAGGGAGAGAUCAUUCACCAGUUACCAUCACAGGCAAGAGACUCCACUUGGGGAAAUUAAUUUAAUUUAAUACCAAUCAAAUUAGAGUGGGAUAAUGAGAAGUAAAAACAAAAUCUUAAAACACCUUUCCCCACCCCUCCCUUCUUCCUGGUCUUAACUUUACUCCCAAAUUCUAUACCUCCUCCCCUCCAGUGGCACAGGGAGGGAGGCAAUGGGGGUUGCAGUCAGUUCAUCGCGUUACCUCUAACUCUCCUUCCUCCUCAGGGGCAGGACUCCUCACACUCUUCCCCUGCUCCAGUGUGCGUUACCUCCCAAGGAGAUGGUUCUCCAUGAAAUUCUCCAUCAUGGGUCCUUCCCAUGGGCUGCAGUUCUUCAUUAAUUGCUCCAGCAUGGGUCCCUUCCACAGGGUGCAGGCCUAGAGGAACAGACAGCUCCAGCAUGGGUCCCCCACAGCGUCACAAGUCCUGUCAGAAAACCUGCUACAGCGUGGGCUUCUCCCUAUGAAAUCCCAGGUCCUGCCAGGAGCCUGCUGCAGCACAGGCUCUACAGAGAGUCACAGUCUCUUUCAGGUGCAUCCACCUGCUCCAGUGUGGGGUCCUCCGCAAGCUGCAAGUGGAGAUCUGCUCCACUCUUAAAACUCCAUGGGCUGCAGGGGGACGGGCUGCAGGGGAAUCUUCGCUCUGUCACCUGGAGCACCUCCUCUCCCUCCUUUUUCACUGACGUUGGGGUCUGCAGAAUUGUUUCUCUCACAUAUUCUCACUCCUCUCUCCAGCUGCCAUUGCUGUUCCCCAGGUUUUUAUUCCUCUUCUUAAAUGCGUUAUCACAGAGGCACUACCACCGUCACUGAGAGGCUUGGCUUUGGCCAGCAGCUGAUCCGUCUUGGAGCCAACUGGCAUUGACUCUCUAGGACACAUGGAGAAGCUUCUAGCAGCUCCUCACAGAAGCUACCCCCAUAGCCCUCUGCACCAAAACCUUGCCACACAAACCCAAUGCAUCUGCACAUCAUAGAAGCUUCUUGUUCUGUUUCCACUUGAAUGAGUUACUGUUUAGAUCUUAACCAGAAAUCUGUUCUAGAUUGGCUUUUAUCCCAUUACAUUUUUUUUUUAUACAGUUAUUGCUAUCAACAUGUUUAUUCAUUUCUUCAUCCUGUACUUCCCCACCUAAUGCCCUUUGUAUCCUGUGGUCAUUGGCUUUUUUUGCAGUUAUUUGCAGGGUUUCUGUUGUACUUCUUGUGUUUUCUUAUUUUGUUUUCUUCUCCUUCAAUAUUCAAGGUGAAUUUCUUUACAUUUCUUUGCUCCUGGAUUUAAAAAAGACCAAACUUCUACAUCUUCUAUGUAGACUUUUCUUUUUUCUGUUACUGUGGUCUGUUCAUAACUCAAAGAAUUAAGAAACUUUUUUUCAGUAUGGUCAGUCAUAGAAUCAUAGAAUUGUCCAGGCCAGAAGGGACCUCCAAAGGUCACCUAGUCCAGCCUCCCUGCAGUCAGCAGGGACACCCCCAACUAGAUGAGGUUGCCCCCAGUCAAAUAGGACCUAGAUGAUACUUGAAGAUUUUUAGUACAUAUUAGUAUAUAUACAUAUACCGUGUAAAACAUAGUAUAAUGUUUUAUAGUUAAAUGCUUUUCAUCUACGGAUCUGGAAGCAUUUUUUUUUAAAAAGGGGUAAAUAUUGUUUCAGUAUAGGUAUUUUGCAUAUUAUGUUACUUCUUUAGGUCCGUGGAUAUUGCAGUCAGCAGUGUUUGUCCAGUAGUAACAACUUAUCCCAUCCAAUAUGAAUUCCAUUUCUGGUCUUUCCAGAGAAGAUAACAGAGAAUUUGCUGUAUAAUUCUUCCUUCAACUUGUGUUGCAUAACGCAAAGUGUUACUGUAGAGCAAUAAUUUUGAGCUUUCAAGUGUAAAACAGGUGCCUGUUGGGAUCCCCUUCGUUCAUAAUUGCUGAAUUCCAACAGGGAAGUUACUAGGUAGAACAAGCUUUAAUAAGCUGUAAUUAGUAACUUUUCCAAAGUUUUGCAUAUAUUUAAUUUAACUGAGGAGUUUUACACAAAAUAAAAAUGAAAAAAAAUGAAUUACAUCUCAUUUACAGUUUACUUUGAAGGAACUGUCAUCAGCCUUGAAUUUUCUUUUUAAAAAUGUAGAGACAUUAAUAAAUAUAUCACUGACAAAAUCAGAAUUACUUCAUCAUGACCACUAUGAUGAGAUCAGCAUACCCUGCUAUUCUAAUUUAAUAGCCUUAUCUUAUGCUGAGAAUUGAUAGUCAGAAAACUACCACUUCUUAACUCAACAGUAAAUGCUAUCCCAUACAAUUAUUCUUUCAUGCAUUUAGUAUUCCACUUGACAGUUGAGAUUAUUGCCCCAAACUGAAAUUUGUGAACCUGAGCCAUACAUUAUAACCUUCCCCUCCUUUUACUAAUAAUUCCCUUCCAUCUACUUUACUGAUUGCUGUUGACCAACAGCUGGUCCUGUGCUGACCCAUUUGACUGUUAUUAAAGGAAGUAUCAGUGUUGUGGUUAGCUUCUCUGUUGGCUGAGUAAGAAAUAAAAGAGUACACAAAAUUAAGUUCUUCACCUAUAGUAAUUUUAAAAAUCCUUUCAUCUCCAUCAUACGAAAAAUGGAUAUUUAUGUCAGCAGUAGGUGCCUGCAGCUUGCCUGAUUAACCAUAUACCAACUAUCAACAUAUGUUUGUAUAUAUUUCUUUACUCACUUUGUGGUUGGAUUUGUGGCUCUGUAGCUCGAUCAUCUCAACAACAUCUGUUGAAAAAGAAAAAAAAAAAAGGAUUAAAAACUUGGAUCCCUUCCUUCCAUCUGCUGCUCUGCAGUUGAAGUCCUGUUUUGACUGGACUAAAAAAAUCCAUACCAGAUCCUGGCUACAGAUCAUGAGGACAUGUGAGCAAUCAGGACAUUUCAAUGCUCCAUCUGUGUUUGUAUGAAGAGGACUGUUAAAAACUAAUCCAAAAACUCUGUCCUCUAACUCAGCAAGCAAACUUCAGUCCCGACAAAUACUGAAGUGCAUGCUAAAUUCAAUUAUAUUAAGCAUAGAAAUUAAGCACCAGCUUAAUUUCAAGAAUAUGUUUAAUUUUAUUUUGGCUUAAUAUAGAACAUGUACUUCAGGAAAAUCCUGAGAAUUCCAGCCUCCACAAAAUAAAGGCAUAACUUCAGGAUCGAGUUUUUACCAUUGGAAAGUAGGAUAAGUGCAGCAAGAUGGAGCUAAAUUCAGCCAUGAAAAUAUAGAUAAUGGGAAAAUAAAAAAAAGGCCAGUUAGUCAUGUGUGAAGUGUUGUACUAGAACUCCUUUCUGCCUCACAAGUGAAUUAGGUUUUACAUUUUGCUGUAACUCCAGUGGGAUUAAUCUUGAUAGAAUUUGCAAGUUGCAAAGAUAUACAUAAACAGGAGUUUCACCAAAUAUAUUCAAGAGAAAAUUCAUUGCAUUGGUACAGGAUUAAUUUCAAAAUGCAGUCUGCAAAGCUUGGCAUUUGCCUUCUACAAAUAAAGAUCGGAAGAAGGUGAGAUGUUUGGUCCUCAUUUGGAUUAGAUGUCUUUCUAAAGAAUGCUAUAGUUAAACCAUAGAAACCUCUGGCCAACAUCAGGCUCCUGUUGCAUAUAUUCCAAAAAAUGUCUUCAGCAGAAGCUAAACUAGAUAAAUCAGAAAAAAGUUGCAAGAAACUUCAUAGUAAGAAGAAAUAAAGUGGUUUUCCACUGCAUUAAGAUUCCUCUGUAUCUUUAACAAUUAGAGAAUGAAUCUUGACAUUUUCUGCUUUAUUACUAGCUCUAGAUAUUGGUUAUGCGUACAGAAAUCCACUCGUUUUCUAAAAAAAAAAUAUGAUAAAUUUAGACACCAAAACCACUAGCUAGACACUAAAUUCCAUAUGAAAAAUUUAUUUAUUUCUAAUAUUUUAAUAUUAGGAUAAUAUUAAACAAUAAUACUUUAAAAAAAAAAAAACUAAUGAAUUUGUUUCCAUUUAUUUGUUUCUAAUUUACCACUUUGUAACUUCACUAAACUUCCUGUGUUUUGACAUUGAGUGGGUAGAACUGUUUUUUUGCCAAAUCAGUGGAAAUAAAUGAAAAUAAUUAGGUGGACAGAAAGGAGCUCUCUCAGAACAUUUCUCUGUCCCAAAAGAAAUAUGACUGUCAUCCACACUUUACCUUUUCUUUGGCUGACACUUCACAAAUUUUGGGUUUAAUCACUUUGUUACAGUGGAGAACAGAGGGAAGAUGAGAACUCAAAAUCAAAGCCCUAACCAUAACUUCCAGGAGCUGAGGAUCCUGCCCUGGCAGCAGGGCUUACUGAGUGCUGGUGGCUGUGUCCACACCAGGUAGCUCAGUUACAACAAAAUUAAUAGAUUUUAGAUGGCAGCGGAUGACAUAAGGAAGGCUGUUGGUCUCUUCUGUUCUUGACUCUUCAGCCCUUCGGCUCUAAGCCAUUGUAUUCAAAAUGUUAGGAGUUGGCUCGCGCUCGUGAUGAAAAGAAACCUCAGCAGGGAGAAAGCAUUUCAGCUCUCAUCCAUCUUUUUGCAGCUCUUCUACAAAUCUUCUACUUGUCCUUAGCCCACUGAUUCUGGAGGGAAAAUCUUUGCAUUAAGAGAGGCAAAACCCAGGUCAAAAACAUAUUCAAAGACAUUGUGUUAUGAGGCAUUGAUAUUUAUAGACAUAACAGUCAACCUCCAGAAGCAUGUUCCUUAAAACCAAGGCCCAAAGCAAACGAAGCAGUUAAAAACCAGAAUCAAAGAAGAUGUGUAAAUUGCUUCACUAGCCUCAGAGCACAAAUAAAUGUAGAAAAUAUAUCAGUAGAUGCCUCAGUUCAGAUGCUGGUAAGAUUGUGAAAUCAUUUCAGCUUUGACUUCCAAGUCAUUUCAGUUUUGACAAAGCUACAGUUACAAAACUGGAAGAGUAUGUCAUCAGCUUGAAGACAACUGGAAAAAACUGCUGCAUACCAGUUUUCUCCAUCAUCCUUAGCUCAAACUGAAUAUCGACGGAGUGAAUUCUUCAUUUCUUUGAAGUCAACAACACCCCCAUGGAAACCCAUAGGAGGGGAUAUUGGAAAUGUACUGGUAACAGUCUUUUACCCAUGAUAUCAUGGUUAAAAGUGUAUUGUGCUGGUGCCAUUUACUCCUCAUGUCUUAAAAGGCAAUAACGCUAUAUAGCCAGCUACUGCUUCUCAUUUAGAUAAUUUUGAAGUUGGAGAACAAAGGUUUAAUUAAGUUCCUGUAGAUCUGAGAAAGCAGUUUCCACUGUAUCAUCUGGAUGUCUCACUAUUAAUCUAAUUGAUUACUACUACCUACAUACCUAGGGUGUGGGCAAUGUGUGUGCUAGUAACAGUAUCCAAUCCAAAUUGCUGUAUGGCUGCAAGUAAAACUGCACUAACUUACACUCAAAUGUGAUAAAAUCAAAAAAUUAGGAACUUCAAACGUGAGUUUCAUUGUCCAGAUCAUCUGCCGUCUUUCUGAGGAAAGGAAGUGUUUAAUAGGGGAACACAUAGAUCUACAAAUAAUAGAAAAAUUCACUUGCCAAAGCCUUCUCAUACAAUGAUGUAGCUUGUUUGGGGAAUGUAAAUAUAAUAGUUCCAUAAAAUAGCUUAAUUCGUAAUGACUUUUUCCAAAGGUGGGGUAGAAAUGUGCCAGGGCAAGAGGAAGACACACAUUGGUCAACCAUCCUGAUCCUCUUUUGAUUCUGCCAGAGGGUACCUGAGACCAGGAAAAGGAGAGGAGUUUUUCUGACUGUUAAUCGAAGUACAGCUUUGGCAUAACAAACUCAGAUACACAAAUUUUAUCUCUGUUCUCACAGUUUUCUCUAUUACAUAUGAACUUUAGAGGUAAACAAAAAUAUGUGAAAUGUAGUUAGGCUUCAGCUGCAGAAAAUUCUCUGUAUAUGUUGCCAAAAAUGCAAACAAGCAUCUCAGUGACAUACCAAUAUAACCGCUGUUCGCAGUGGUUGACCCAGAUGCAGCUUCUCGUGCUCUUUAGUCAGCUAAGACACUGAGCACCUCAAGCACUGGACGAGGGUCUUAUGCUCAAGAAAGAGAAGGUAAGAGCUACACUGGGAAAAAAUAAAAUAAAUAAAAAAAAAAAAGGUAAUGUUUUCCCAUUUCAGAAAAUGCUGAAAGUCGGUCAAUAGUGUUGUAUCUUGUGAAAUGUCUUUUUGCUGUUGCAGAAUGUAAUUUCAGCAAAGAGUUUUAUCACAUAGGAAUAUUUCACACAUUUAACCUGCUGCAGAAUAACCACAGAGACAUGGAUGCUAUAAGCCAGUUCUAAGCAGGGAGAGCACAGUUUUCAUUGCAGUAUCAAAAAAGGGGGGAGGAAUGGGGUACACAAGAUGAGGGAAACGAAGUGUUAAUCCUUGCUAAAAUACCAUCUUGAUUUAAAAAUUUUGAACACUGUGCAAACUGUAUUGAAUCAUCUUAUUACUGUGUCUUCAUUGCUUGGACAUGAUCCAAAAGUGCUAUAUUUUAACUGAAAAAUUGGAAAACUGAUUAAGUCAAAAUGGAUUUCCUGGUGCCCUAUGACUGCAGCCUUGUAAACUUAUUGAUUAUGGCCCUCAACAUUGUUCUUAUUGAUGGCUUCAUCUGAAACAUUGUAAAACCCAUGGCGUUCCCUUUCUUCAGACCAAAUACAUUAGGAAAGUGACUUUAUGUUUUUCAGUGCAAUAUGAGGCAGGAAAAUACGGUGGAUUUUUUCCCCUCUCUAAAGCAAGUCUUACUGUAAGUAAAUUUAUUAAUCCUAUAAUUUCAUCGUGUCCUAUUUCCUUAGCCUGUAUUGUGUAACUCUGGUCGGUGAUGAUUUUGUCAAAGUUACAGAGUAUAUACAUAGCUGAAAUUUGUGUCCAGAAAUGAAUUUAUUUGUCUGGAGUGUACUAAACACAUUCCAUGGCUAUUUUAUCAAAUUAUUUUCAAUUUUUUGUGGGUAUGGUUGAAGGAAGGUGGUUUGUGAAAUUGUAUAUGAAAUUGCAUAGGUCCUUUCAGCCCUGAUUUUCUAGUAAAGACUCAACUGUAUUAGGAACAGCUUGUAAACCUCUUCCUACACAAAGGACUUUUUGACAUCUGGGUGAAAGGAGCUGUCAUCUGUGCACUUCUUAAAACCAUUGCUGUAUGUGAUAUGUAAUUAAUACUUCUUAUAAACUCAGCAGAGUGUGCUUUGUCUUUAGUGAAGUUCACACCUGUGUGAAAUUUUGCUGAAGGGGAGUGAACUGCCACAUGUAGCUCAAGGAAGGAAGGAAAGAAGAAAAGCAGGGAGGAAGGAAGGAAUGGAGAAGCAGAAUGGCAUGUUGCCCAUUUAGUUGACUCAAGCCUUCUCAGUCAAAUGAAUCACCAGUUUGGACACAGAAGACGUUUAUGAUUAUGAGAUCUGUUUGGCUCUUCUCCUUUCAAGCUGAGACUCCAUGGGCUUUAAAAAAUACAGGAUAUUUCUCAAUGACAUUUACUUAGAUACCCGUCUUCCCUGCAAAUGGAAGUAAACCCCUAUCACUAUAAAUUCUGCUUUAAAGAGAGAGACUGCUUAAAGGACUAAACACUUAGUAUGAGCACCCCACAGGGAGGCUUACAUUCCCCUUUCCAGUGACACUGAACCAGGUGUAAACUACUUAGCAAAUGUUACUGAUGUUUAGCAAAUAACAGCACCUAACACGAAGCAGCCUUAUGUUCAGAGCAAGCUGCAUUAAUAUUUACCUCAAUUUUGAUCUAAGAUUUACAGCUUUAUCUACUCUGAGCUUCUAUGGUAGUAUCAGUACCCAGUCUAGCUAUUUUCUAGGUAAUCUGGAUGUGUAUUGUAUCAGCUUUUAAUUGCUAUAAUGACCACACCAAAGACUGCAGAUUUGGGAGAGUAUAUCUGUGAAUGAUUACAUACUGAGUAUCUGAGAUAUUCUCUCACAAAGGUAACUGGGACUAUCCAUCGGGUGCUAUCAUAGUUAUUUGCUCUAGUCUGCCCGUGAUUUUUUGCACAACUCCCUGCAUUCUUAGUUCAAUAAUUUACAAAAUGUCCUGCUUACACCCUUCCAUCUGAAGCCAUCUGAAGUUACUACCACAGUGUUGGCCUUGUUGGUUGUUAUUAAGAUGUCUUAUUAGUUGGUUUUUUUUCGUUUGGUUUGGGCUUGAAGGUUUUUUGUUUGUCUGGUUUUUGGUGGUUUGGUUUUGUUGGGGUGGGUUUUUUUUUUUAAGUAAGAGCUAAGUAACUGCAGAACAAAAUGGUCAUUUCAGCAAAAUGCCAAUAAAAUGUGUUUUCUCAGACAUGCUGCUUCUAAGCCUCAGUUAGGGGGAAGUGAACAUUAGAAACUAGACAAACCUCUGACUCCAGGAGAGCUGGGUUUUAUGGGAAGACUUCCAACGCUGCUUUGCACUGAAUUUUUUCCAUAGCUAAAUGUCUAAUCCACUUUGUGCCAUUAUGCUAGGCAAACUUCAUCAACAUUUAAUUGAUGUAAAUGAAUAUGAAUUAUAGAAUUGCUCAUACAAUUCUAUAGAAAAUUUAAAAACAAUACAGCAGACUAUGAUGAUCUAUGAAAAAUCAUGAUACCAUCUUCCUACCUGGUUCAGUGGUAGUCAUAAGACUGGAAGGGUGCAACACGCAUUUCUUGUUUGACUGUGAUGGCUAGAAUGAAAGAAAAAUAUCUCUCAUGAGAGGUACACCUAAUUGCAACUGAUAAAAUCAUCUGUUAAAUGGAUUGUACAUUACACAAGUAUUUGCAGGUAAUUUCCUUUAGCCCAUCUCCCUUUCUCCUCUGUUACAUUCUUUUUUCCCUACCCUUGACACGUAUAAACAUUUGGGUUUAGCAUGUGCUAAAGGUUAAAUGCAAGGAUUAAAAUAUGUUUUAAAUUCCUAACAGUGGAUCAAUACUUUUGACGUGAUUGAACACUAUGGCUCGUAUGAAUUCAUCUUUGAAGGUAAAAAGUCGUCAACAUAUAUGUGACUCUAAUGCUAGUGAUUAAAUGCCAUCUUCCCUUCUUGGUUCUACAGUUGAGGUAUUAUUCUUGGUUCUGUUAGGUUUAUGUCAAAAAUGUUACAAUAAAUGCUCUCUUCAAAUGUA